UUUGAAAUUGUGGUUUCUCAUACACAAGUUGGCUAAAAAUAUCUGAUAAUUGGAUCAAGAUAGAGAGCAAGUGAAACAGAGACAGUGAGGCCACCAUGGCCACCGCACUUCUUCUACACCCAACCCCAAAUUUCCUCUCACCAAUCCCUCCGACCCCAAAUCCCAGACUUCACCACUACCGCACCAAAAUACCCUUCUCGUCGUCGUCGUCGUCGUUCCGAAACGGCGGCCCAGCAGAAACAGAGUGCCCUGUUCCGCUGGAGCAGCAGCCCAUAAACGAGUACCAGAACCUCUCCACCUCCUUCCCCUUCUCGUGGGCCUCCGGCGACCUCGUCGAGUACUGCUCUCGCCUGAUCGCCACCGGCGCCUCCUUCGCGCUCUUCGUGGGCCUCCCCGUCGCCUCCUUCGGCGUCUUCGGGUCCCCAUCGGAGCCGCUCAAGCAGUCCCUCUACGCAGUUUCCAGUGGGUUUUUGGUGGUCACUCUCGCCGUGGUGAGGAUGUACCUCGGUUGGGCUUACGUCGGCAACCGCUUGCUUAGUGCCACUGUUGAAUACGAAGAGACUGGGUGGUAUGAUGGUCAGAUAUGGGUUAAGACUGCUGAAGUUUUGGCGCGUGAUCGGCUUCUCGGUUCAUUUUCUGUGAAGCCUGUGCUGAGCAGAUUGAAGUUAACGCUGGUGACUCUUGCAGCAUCGAUACUUGCAUGUGUGCUCGUCCUUCUUUACAUUGAUGGAGGCCAAAUCCAAGAAGCCGAGAAUCGCGUUAUACGUGGGGUUUACAACGAUGAUUCUGCAAGAUCGUUUGAGCCCGAUGCGUUUUGUGGUGGUGAUCCUGGUCCUCCCCAAUAACAAUAUCUCAGGCAAUUUGCCUAGAAUGCUAGUAUAUAAUCCUCUUGCUGUACAUAAAAUAUAAAUGGCUUCCUCGUGUACUUUUCUCUUCUGCAUAUUGUAAUGGAA
This is a messenger RNA of Rosa rugosa (rugosa rose), 953 nucleotides long. RefSeq lists its product as uncharacterized. Lineage: Eukaryota; Viridiplantae; Streptophyta; Magnoliopsida; Rosales; Rosaceae. Bases 96 to 845 code for a protein of 249 amino acids. The transcript is spliced from 4 exons. The record is from RefSeq and is a predicted model, not a curated record.